Messenger RNA from Thlaspi arvense, 2115 nucleotides. Lineage: Eukaryota; Viridiplantae; Streptophyta; Magnoliopsida; Brassicales; Brassicaceae. The record is from the annotation of a GenBank genome assembly.
CCACAAUAAUAAUGAUCAAGAAAACCUUUUAACCAAAAAAAAAAAAAAAACACCUAGAAUAAAAAUUAAUUUUCAUUCGUCCACUCGUGUUUGACAGAAGAUCUUCAAAAUGUACAAGCGCGUACGGCACAAAAAUACAAGGGUGUUAUCGUCAUUGCACACCGUAUUUACUCGGUUUCCUCCUCAUUUCUGGGCAAAGAGAUUUGACAGAAUGUAAAAUGAACAGUUGCUCCACCACUACCGAACCUGUAGGUUCGUUUGGGUCUCUCUCUGGUCGGUGUCAGGGGCAAAAUCGGAAAUCCAAGUCAUAUAAAACUCAGCCUUGCUCUGUCUUUGCUCUGACCAUUGUCCUCGCCAUUUCACUCGCUCAUCUGUGUCUGAAAGUCUCUCCUCUCCAGAGAAAGUGAGAAUGGUGAAGAUAUGUUGCAUUGGAGCCGGUUAUGUCGGUGGACCAACCAUGGCAGUCAUUGCUCUCAAGUGUCCAAACAUUGAAGUAGCCGUCGUGGAUAUCUCUGUACCACGUAUCAACGCUUGGAACAGCGACCAGCUUCCAAUCUACGAGCCUGGUCUCGACGACGUCGUUAAGCAGUGCCGUGGCAAGAACCUCUUCUUCAGCACCGACGUUGAGAAACACGUGAGGGAGGCGGAUAUCGUCUUCGUCUCCGUCAACACACCGACCAAAACCAGGGGUCUCGGUGCUGGCAAAGCCGCUGAUCUCACUUACUGGGAGAGCGCCGCGCGUAUGAUCGCUGAUGUCUCUGUUUCCGACAAGAUCGUGGUCGAGAAAUCGACUGUCCCUGUCAAAACAGCUGAAGCCAUUGAAAAAAUUCUGACGCAUAACAGCAAAGGAAUCAAGUUCCAGAUUCUUUCGAAUCCGGAGUUUCUUGCGGAAGGAACCGCGAUCAAAGACCUUUUUAACCCUGACCGUGUUCUCAUCGGAGGGCGGGAAACACCGGAAGGGUUUAAAGCGGUUCAGACGCUCAAGGACGUGUAUGCACAUUGGGUUCCUGAGAACCAAAUCAUAACUACCAAUCUCUGGUCAGCAGAGCUUUCAAAGCUUGCGGCAAACGCUUUCUUGGCUCAACGGAUUUCGUCUGUCAACGCUAUGUCGGCUCUAUGCGAAGCCACCGGUGCAGAUGUCACGCAGGUGUCGUACGCUGUUGGUACCGACUCGAGAAUCGGUUCCAAGUUCUUGAACUCGAGCGUUGGAUUCGGGGGUUCGUGUUUCCAGAAGGACAUUUUGAAUCUCGUCUACAUCUGUGAAUGCAAUGGACUACCCGAAGUGGCUGAGUACUGGAAGCAAGUCAUCAAGAUCAACGAUUACCAGAAGAGCCGGUUCGUGAACAGAGUUGUUUCCUCCAUGUUCAACACCGUGUCCAACAAGAAGAUCGCGGUUCUUGGAUUCGCGUUCAAGAAAGACACCGGAGACACUAGGGAGACACCAGCCAUCGACGUGUGCAAGGGUCUUUUAGGAGACAAGGCGAGGCUGAGCAUUUACGAUCCGCAGGUGACAGAGGAUCAGAUCCAGAGGGAUUUGUCGAUGAACAAGUUCGAUUGGGACCAUCCGCUUCAUCUGCAGCCGAUGAGCCCAGCGACGGUGAAACAAGUGAGCGUGACUUGGGACGCAUACGAGGCAACUAAAGACGCGCACGGUAUCUGCAUCUUGACCGAGUGGGAUGAGUUCAAGAACUUGGAUUACCAGAAGAUCUUUGACAACAUGCAGAAACCGGCUUUUGUGUUUGAUGGAAGAAACAUUAUGAAUCUUGAAAAGCUAAGGGAGAUUGGUUUCAUUGUAUACUCCAUUGGUAAGCCACUAGACGCGUGGCUCAAGGACGUGCCUGCCGUUGCCUAAUAGUAAUAUCCAUUUGUCAUAUUUUGGUUCACACUUGUGAUCAUUGUCGAGUCUUUGAGACUUGUUACUGCUUUUUUUCCUUACAAUGUUUUUGUAUGAAACCUCUCAUAGUCUCAUUAUAUGAUUCGUCUGAUGUAUUCGAAUUGAUUCCAUUUAUAAGUCAGCUUCAGUUUUGUUGUUUCUUUAGAAAAACUAAAUAAAAAACUUACUUCGUCAUCUGUUACAGGACUGAUCUGUUAGUCCGGUGGCUUUGUGAUGUUUUG